CCUCUCUGACCCCCAGGCUGCUCCUCCAGGCUGGCUAUGACCCAGAGCUCCGAGAUGGGGACGGCUGGACCCCCCUGCACGCGGCGGCCCACUGGGGUGUGGAGGACACCUGCCGCAUGCAGGCGGAGCACGGUGGGGGCAUGGACUCGCUGACCCAUGCGGGGCAGCGGCCCUGUGACCUGGCUGACGAGGAGGUGCUGAGCCUGUUGGAGGAGCUGGCCCAGAAGCAGGAGGACCUGCGGAACCAGAAGGCCGCCUCCCAGAGCCGGGUCCCGGAGCCCCAGGUGCCCUCCAGCAGCAAGCACCGAAGGAGCUCCGUGUGUCGUCUGAGCAGCCGAGAGAAGAUCUCCCUCCAGGACUUGUCCAAGGAGCGCCGGCCUGGGGGGGCAGGGGGACCCCCCAUCCGGGAUGAUGACGACGAGCGAGAGGAAGGCCCCACAGAGCCGCCCCCUGCAGAAACCAGAGCCCUCAACGGAGUGUCCUCCCCGCCACCCCCCAGCCCUAAAGGCCCCUCGACCUCCGAGGAGGUCCCCUUCUCCAGGCGCUUUGGCCUCCAGAAGACGGGGAGCUCUGGUGCCCUGGGCCCUGCAGACAGACAGGGGGCGGAGGGUGCCCCUGGGGCUGGGCUGCAGCGCUCAGCUUCCUCCUCGCUGCUGGAAGGGACCGCCACUCAGGCCAAGGAGCCCCGUCUUGCCAGAAUUACCCCCACUCCCUCCCGGAAGGUGCCAGAGCCCUCGGCCCCGAUCCCGGAGCCUGAAGCCCCAGGGAAGCCAGCUAUCCCUGCCGCCUCCACAGCGCCCCCAGCGGACUCCCGCGACCGCCGGAGGUCCUACCAGAUGCCUGUGCGCGACGAGGAGUCAGAAUCCCAGCGGAAAGCUCGCUCUCGCCUCAUGCGCCAGUCUCGGAGGUCCACACAGGUGUGGGGGGCGGGCUGGGCCUGGACCCCUGGAUCUCCUGACGGGCAGGGACAGGGACCACAGGCCUCCAGGGAGCACCGCCGAGCUGGCAAGGAGAGGAGAGGGCCUGCGGAGGGGGAGGAGGCCAAGCCCGCGGACAUCAGCCCAGAAUCCAGCACCCCCAAGGCCAGCCCUUCCCCCCGGAGGCCGCGCGCCCUCAACCCGGAACCCAAGCCCGAAUCGGAGCCGGAUGGCGGCGGCUUCAGGAAGCUCUACGCAGAGCUGCGCGUUGAGAACGAGAGACUUCGUGAGGCCCUGACGGAGACCACGCUGCGGCUGGCACAGCUCAAGGUGGAGCUGGAGCGCGCCACGCAGAGGCAGGAGCGCUUUGCAGAGAGGCCGGCCCUCCUGGAGCUGGAGAGAUUCGAGCGCAGGGCCCUGGAGCACAAGGCCGCGGAGCUGGAAGAGGAGCUGAAGGGCCUGUCCAACCUCCGGGCUGACAACCAGCGCCUCAAGGACGAGAACGCGGCCCUGAUCCGCGUCAUCAGCAAACUGUCCAAGUGACCCCGGAGGACUUGCCCCUGCACCCGCAUUUAUACAGCUGCUUCUGCCACACGCACCCCUUCCCCUGUGUGAACACGAGUGACAGGGCUGCCGGGGAGUCUCUGUGAAGCCAUAACCUCCCCUCGGGACCUCCAGGCUGGGAGGGGAGGACAGAGCCCCCAGGAGCCAAGGGGGCCCUCUGAGGCCAGGAUGGAGCCGGGAGCUGAGCCAGGUAGGGGACCAGGGCUGCAGGCAGGACCAGGAAGGACCCGAGGACCAGGAAGUGCCAGGACCAGUAGCCAGGACCAGAGUGGCCACCCGGAGGUCCCCUCUCACGUGUGCUGCCACCAGUCACCCCUCCCGCCCCUGAGCAGGGAUCCGAGAAUGUGCCAAGCGUCCCGCCGGCCUGGGCCGGGCGGGCCUGUAUAUAGGGUCCGUGUGCAAUAGGGAGGGACGUCUUCUAUUUUUUGCUGCCCCCUCCCCGGCGCUGUCCGGGGCAGGGGGAGAAGGUAUUUUCGAGACAUAGCACAGGCACCACAAAUAAAAGUCGUGAAGUUGCCACUCA
Myotis lucifugus (little brown bat) is the source of this 2004-nucleotide messenger RNA. It is a transcript of the gene PPP1R12C, whose product is annotated as protein phosphatase 1 regulatory subunit 12C. Lineage: Eukaryota; Metazoa; Chordata; Mammalia; Chiroptera; Vespertilionidae. Gene Ontology annotation, molecular function: phosphatase regulator activity; enzyme inhibitor activity; protein kinase binding. The record is from RefSeq and is a predicted model, not a curated record. The transcript has 16 exons. Gene Ontology annotation, cellular component: cytoplasm. The annotation marks the transcript as partial.